Molecule: messenger RNA, 681 nt
Organism: Lactuca saligna
Lineage: Eukaryota; Viridiplantae; Streptophyta; Magnoliopsida; Asterales; Asteraceae
Source: the annotation of a GenBank genome assembly
AUGCUCAAUAGGUUUGAGGGUGUUUUGGAAUCUGGUACACUUCCAAAACAAGAGAGAGACACCGGGAAGCCAUCUAUAAAAGAAACCCUGAAACCAGCCGAUACUAUUGAAAACCCAGAGUUAAAAGUCGAACCGAAGGCUCAUAAAGCUCGGAUUGAUGAACAUAAUCUCAUUGUUAGAGAGGCAGAAGAAAAGGAGAAAGCACUUUGUGAUGCUCAAACUGCUCUAGAAGCUAAAAAGUUGUUAUUUCCUCAUUGGUCCAUCGAGAGAAUUCUAAUCGAAAAAAUUGACAAUCCUAGAAUUCAUUGGUUAGAACCAGUCCCCUCGUUCGAUCUGGAGAUCACACCGGAUUUGCAACUGGAAUUCCCUGUUACUCUGAAAGCUUUCUUGUUUCGCAACUUUGAUCAACUCACUUGGAGCGCAAUGAAAAUAACUGUUGUGAAGGAUAUUGGGCCAAUAGAAACUGAGAGCUUUGUCAAUGCAAUGUUUAAGGACGCUCGAGGUUCGGAGUGUUCUGUGUUUGAGUUCUCUCUUGCUGAUCUACCAUGUUUAAAUCCCUAUGCUUGGAUUACGUUCUUACACUUCUUGAAUAAGGAAGAGAAGAAGUAUGAACCAAUCGUUGCUCAUAUCAAGAGGAUGUUGGUUUCGUACAUCUAUGAGGUAGCAAAGAAGGAUGGUUAA